This is a messenger RNA of Atta colombica, 578 nucleotides long. Its product is annotated as neurobeachin-like. The record is from RefSeq and is a predicted model, not a curated record. NCBI's taxonomy places the organism in Eukaryota, Metazoa, Arthropoda, Insecta, Hymenoptera, Formicidae. The transcript has 2 exons. The coding region runs from base 221 to 403 and encodes 60 amino acids.
GUCGGUGUGUGUGUGUCGGUGCCGCCUAGGAACAUUCGGGCCGGCGCGGCUGGCAGUGCUCACAACAGUGCCCACUUUCUAACAUGGCAGAUCAAUUUGUGUUGUAUUAUCAUGUGACGGCGAAACGCUCCCGUUGAUAGGAUCCGUAACCUCGUGUGAAGCGAUCCUAGUCCUCCCCGAUAACCUCGCGAGUGUGGACGCGCGGACGCGAUCGCGUUAAAUGUCCGUCGCGAUGGCGGACCUCAAGAGCCCGCCGUUCAGUGACAUCAAACGGCCCGAGGAGGUGGUGGCGAUGGCGAUGAACGACAGCCUCAAGUUCGCCGUGCUGAUCGGCCUGAUCGAGGUGGGACAGGUGUCCAAUCGGGAGGUCGUCGACACCGUGCUACACCUGCAGUGCUCCUGAAUGCAGAUGUGAUAACUAACGAGUAGCAUAUCGUGCUUUUCGUCCGCAUUACUUAGUACCGCGGUUACUCGGCGCCAUACAGCUCGUUCUUUCUCGCUGACAGCAAUGCUAAUUUUCACUGGCAACAAACGUUCUAACAAGUAUUACCAUAACUCUUUGGUUACAAUAUAUAACA